AUGGCUGGCCAUCGCGCACUUACUUACGAUGAGCAGACUGUUCGUCUGCGCGAUUCUACAAGUCGCCCCAGUCAGGUUCCAGGCUUACCAUCCGGAGCUUCAGUGUCGACGCAAUUGCCACCCCAGCGCUCGCAACAGUUGCCAGGCCCUGAUCUUUUUGCUGCGCUACUGUUCGACCGACGGCGGGCUUAUCAGAGUUUUGCGAACGCUUCAUCUGGACUACGACCGAUAUCAACUUCCACCCCCACAGGACCAAAUCCAACUAUUCGACCUGCGCCGGCUCCACAUCUCACGUCCGGCAUCCAUGUACAUUCAACGAUGAGAGAGAUACCCAGACACGAAGAGACAUUCAUGUUAGGGUUCAAGGAUAGAUCCAAGACCCCAGCGGCGAGUAGGAAGCGGGAACGGCCUGCAGAAACGAAGAUGACGACUGUCAAGCAACAAAAGCGUCGUCCACCGUCACCGUUGCGCACCUCACCUCGAUUGGCCAAACGUCAGAAGACCGAAGUUAACGGCAAGAAGAAAGUUGUCGAUAAGGCUGGCACCGUGGCUAAGGGUGGCAAACGUACAUUGUCGGAUGUCAUUAUCAUAUCUUCUGAUAAUGAGGAUGAAGACGAGGCGCCUAUAAUGCCCUUCAUUGAUCCCGACAUUGACGAAGAUGUCGAACUAAUCAUCGCCGAUAUCGAAUCGACACCCCCAGUUACCGAGAAACUCCCAGGACGAAUGCCUCUGAAGAACAUCAGCCAGCCAGACACUUCAGUGCUUUCUAGCGUACCACCAGAGAAGCAACCCAGCAAUGCACUCGCACAAGAUAACCUCCAGGAAGAACUAGCGCGUCUGAAAUCAGAGCACGCAGAAGAAGUGGACCGACUGCGUCAGGAACUCGCUGCCGCAAAGACCGAAGCCACACGCAUCCAACAACUACAUGACACAGCGAUCAAGGAUCAAGAGCUGGAACACGUGCGGGCCAUCAACCUCGCAGAGGGCAGAUACGCAGCCACUGAACACGUUCUCGAGGUCGGACGACAAGAGUUCCGCCAACUCAAGCGUGAGAACGAAUCUCUAAUUAUCCAAAUCAACAACCUCGAGGCGGAAUGCGACGUCCUGGCCAAAGAAUUCAUAGAUGAAAAAGCACAGAGGACGAAGGAGAAGAAGGAGCACGAACAAGCUCUCGAGGAGCUUAUGAAUGGCAAGGAUGCGGAAAUAGAGCGUGCGACCAACGACCUCUUAGCGGAAAACCAGCGACUCGGAGCUGAGAACGAACGUCUCAAAGCCGAAGCUGCCACCGUCGCUGCAGUAGCAUCCCAAUCUCAAUCUCAAUUAUCCCCAUCCUUCCUACUACCACUAACAAUCACGCCCCUUCCCAGCCAAACCCCCAGCCAAACUCCCCUCUCCCCAGCAUUCCCCAGCCCCCUCUUCACCACUCCACCCUCCUCCCCCGCUCCAUCAUCUAUCUUCUCCCUAGCGCCCUCCUCCGUCUUCUCCAUACCGCCAUCGACAGCAGACUCGCACAAAGACGACAACAUUCGCAAAGUCUAUGCGAGGACCAAACUCCGCUUCGACAGUUUGCAUUCCGUGGCGAUAAAUAUGGUACAUUGUACACGAAAUAUGGAUCUCAGUGCGUGGGGUGAGUUUGGGAAAUGUGUGGGGAAGAUGAAGGAGGUUUUGAGUGAGGGUAAGAAGGAGGGGGUGAGAUGA
Molecule: messenger RNA, 1698 nt
Organism: Pyrenophora tritici-repentis Pt-1C-BFP
Lineage: Eukaryota; Fungi; Ascomycota; Dothideomycetes; Pleosporales; Pleosporaceae
Product: Trichoplein multi-domain protein
Source: RefSeq, a predicted model, not a curated record